Messenger RNA from Megalobrama amblycephala (Wuchang bream), 4435 nucleotides. RefSeq names its product sperm adhesion molecule 1 (gene spam1). NCBI's taxonomy places the organism in Eukaryota, Metazoa, Chordata, Actinopteri, Cypriniformes, Xenocyprididae. The transcript is spliced from 4 exons. The record is from RefSeq and is a predicted model, not a curated record. Gene Ontology annotation, cellular component: acrosomal vesicle. Gene Ontology annotation, molecular function: hyalurononglucosaminidase activity. Gene Ontology annotation, biological process: carbohydrate metabolic process; hyaluronan catabolic process. Bases 2554 to 3873 code for a protein of 439 amino acids.
CGAAAUUUAACGAGUUUUUUCUCAAAAUUUAACAACUUUAAUCUCGAGAUGGUUUUAUUUUUUUAUUAUUGCUUGGCCCUAAUCCUCUUCCAUAGUGAUAUAACGGUCGACCGCUAGUUUACACUUUUCAAGGGAAUCAACCUACAAAUGGCAUGCUUAUUUUUGUAUUUUCUCCUAUCUCAGAUUAAAUUAUUUUAAUAUAAAAAAAAUUAGACACUUCACCUUUAAGAAAAAGUGGUCAAAGCGCCGCUUGAUGGCACAUCAUGACUUAGUCAGGUUUUAAUAUUUGUGAUUUUGGAUUACUGAAAAAUUAUAAUUGUUACAAUGGUGCUGUAUGCUAAUGUAGAUGAGAUGCAAGCCUUGUUUGCACAAACUUCAGGAUGAAUAGAUUCUAAUAACUGUUCUGGAUGUAUGCUCGAUGAUUAUGUUAAUUUGUCAACGUUUUCUGACAGGGAAGGUUAAAUCUAUGCAGUCUGUUAUUAUAAAGCACUGACACCAAGAUCCUUCCCGUGACGUAUAAUAGCAAGCUUAUCUCAAACAACAAAGCUUGCUGUCAGAGCACUUCAAAGUCAGGGAGUGUUGGGUAUUCAAAACUUACUUAAAAUUAGGUAAGAACCACAUAUGAUAUACACGUGUCAUGCUUUAUAAUCUAAACUGGCCAAAACAGCAACAUAGCAAAUCGCUAAACAUAAUAUAAUUAUAGACUAUAUUACUCAUCAUUAUUUGAAGUGACUUGGGCUAGUUGAGCAAAAAAAUCCUUAGCCUAUUGGAUAUAGUCAUAAAAUAUUAUGUGCCUCAAUUUCUAAUAUUCAUAUUUUGAGAAAGAUAAACAGAUCAUCAUGUUCAGAUGGUACUGUUCUCAUCAAAUACAGUACAAACGCCAACACAUGACAAAUGUCAUUAUACCAUUAUAUGAAACAAUUAGCCUAAUCAUUUUAUCAUUCAAUAUAUUUUAAAGCUUCUGCCAAUAUUGCACAAUAGAACAAAUUAUUGUACUCGUCAGAUUAAUGUUGAGAAAACUCAGUGGACACAACCAGAAUCAAAGCUAGUUAAAUUUCAUUACAAAAAAAAAAAAAAAAAAAAAAGUACAAAAUAUCUUCUUUUUUUGUCCCUCAAAUUCCUGAAAUGUGUGUUAAACCAAAGAUUAUGAAGAUGUAUGCAUUUAUACAUGCAAGUUCUCAUUUGUUAAACUACAGAAUGUUGUGGUGGGUGAAAACUCAUUCCCCCGGGUUUCACAGACAAGGCUUAACUCUAGUCCCAGACUAAAAUGCAUGUCUGAUCUGUUUUAACUGGAAGCAACUGAUAUAUCUUAAAAUAUAUCAGUGCCAUUGUUUUGUCUCAAGAUGCACACCAGUAAUGUUUUUUUCUAAGGCACGUUUAGAAAAGCUACUUAAAUGUCCUAAUUGAACUAAACCCUAAUCCUGACUUAAUCUAAACCAUGUCUGUGAAUCCAGGCCUUUAUGAUUGUAUGUUAUACUGUGCUUCUGUAUUUUUUUUUUUUUUUGUUCUUGUCUGAAUGAAGCCAGAACGAUUGAUACUGAAAACAAAGAAAGGUAUAUACCUCAAAAUCUUUCAGUACUUUGAAUACUUUUGAUUAGCAGAAUUUUUAGAAACCGUUUUAGAUGUCUACAGAUUGUAUUAGCUUACAUGUCCAGUUUCAGGUUAAAGGUUAAUUGGACCAUUUUAUCACUAUUGUCUGACCCUUUUUGACUCAAUAUAUAAUUUUUUUCUAAAAUACUGCAUUUUGUAGCAUGUAGACAGUAGUUUGUAUGGGACACUAUUAUCAGAGCCUUCAAUAUUGGUCAAAGUGUCCUUUUUUACCUCAGCUAAACUUUGCCAGUGUCCAAUUUCCACAGAGCUCCUUUUCAUCUCAAAGACUUAUAUGCAAUGUGUAAUUAAUUACUUGAUUUUUUUUUUUUUUUACAUUAAGCAAUACAAUUAACCAAAUACUCAAAGACAAAUGUUGCUUGACUCUUGAUGCACUGCAAAUAAAAGAUUGUAACCUGGUCUUGAUAUUCAUUGUUAAAAUAAUUUUGAAUGCACAGGAAUUGCAACUAACUAACAAUUUACAAACAAAGUCUGUAACCAUUCACAGUGCAGAGUGGAAAAUGUAUGUGACUUAAAUAGUAGAGCCUCCCUUUUUGGGUCAUUGUCCGGUUGUAUUACCCAACUUCUGUUGAGCUUCAACUGGCCGACAGACGGCAUUACAUUUUCCUGCAAAACCUUGGGAAUUCAUUUUUGCCAUUGAUGAUAGCAAGCUGUCCAGGCCCUGAGGCAGCAAAGCAGCCCCAAUCGCCCUUCCACAAUACUGUGCAUUACAGUUGGGAUAAGGUUUUGAUGUACUUCAAGCACUUGAAGCACAUCCAAAUCCAGUAAAUCCAAAAUUUGCAUCACCCAGUCUCAAAGAGUGAUUUCCAACAUACUGAACAUUUACACUAAUCCUUUUCCAGUUACAUAGUCUUGUUUUUUUAAACAUUGACCCCUGUUAAUAUUUAACAGGAACCUGAGCAAGCAACAUUUUCUCCUUGCUACAAGAGAAACACAUUUCACUCGAUGGAAGACCAAAGGAAACAAUGGUUACUAUUUUACAUAAUUCUCUUCAUGAUAUUCGGGUAUCUUAAGCCAUCAUUGUCUCCUCUACCAACAGCAGCACCGCUCUUCCAUAAGCCUUUUGUGCUUUUAUGGAAUGCUCCUAUUUCCAAAUGCCAACAAAUAAAGAUCCCUCUAGAUUUAUCGAUGUUCCAGGUGGUCACCACACCUUCCAGGGUACGCAAUCAAUCCCUGACCCUGUUCUACAAAAAUCGACUUGGGCUUUACCCCUAUGUAGACCUCCACUCCUUGAAGGAGUAUAAUGGUGGCAUCCCACAAAGGGGCAACCUCUCUGCUAGUUUGGAGAAAGCUAAGGAAGAAUUUACUCAGUACAUUCCAGACUCAACCGCUGGUCUGGCUGUCAUGGAUUGGGAAGAGUGGCUUCCAAUGUUUGACCGGAAUUUGGACGUCAAGGAGAUAUAUAAAGAACUGUCCAUCAACUACACCCUAGAGCAGAAUGCUUCUCUCAACCUGCAACAAGCAAGCAUCGAAGCCAAACGACAAUUCCAGAAGGAAGCUAGAUGUUUCAUGGAGGAAACUCUAAAGAUGGGAAUCUACCAUCGACCUUGGUACCUGUGGGGCUACUACUUGUUCCCAGACUGCUAUAACUAUGACUUUGAGGAGUCAAACUAUACAGGUACUUGUUCAGACAACACAAAACAGCUGAACAACGAGCUGCAGUGGCUGUGGGAGGUUAGCACUGCCCUUUACCCCUCAGCAUACCUGCCGGUCUCCGUAAGUGGAAGCAAGAACGCUGCACUGUUCGUACGUCACCAGGUGCAAGAAGCAAUGAGAGUGGCAGCCCUGCCAAAACACCGCCACACUGCACCGGUCUACGUCUAUCUACGACCUCUCUUAAGAGACCAAAAGGAGCUUUACAUGAAUGAGUUUGACUUGGUCAGCAGUAUAGGUGAGAGUGCAGCUCUGGGGGCUUCUGGGGCUGUGCUGUGGGGGGCUAGUGCUGAUUACAAAGACAAGACCUCUUGUGAAGCCUUGUCUACAUACCUGUCUGAGACUUUAAACCCCUAUAUUGCCAAUGUCACCUCUGCGGCCUAUUUAUGCAGCAAAAGUCUCUGUCAAGGCAAUGGACGUUGUGUCCGCAAAAACUACAACUCGGACGAUUACCUCCACAUUAGUUCAGAAAGCCACCAAAUCAUUAGGAAAGAUGGGAAAUAUGUGGUUACAGGUAGCCCCUCUCCAAGUGAUUUCACUUACUGGGAAAAUAAAUUUACCUGUCAGUGCUAUGAAGACAGGAAGUGCACAGCUACUAUACCUUCUUUCUAACAGAAAAUGUUCUAGAAUAAAUAAAGUAUUUGGAAAGAUUACACUACUUUAUAAUUUACAGUGACAUUAGUAUCCGAAGGAGAAUAAUUUCUGUGUUACCUGGCAGAUAAGACGUGAGCAUACAGUAUGUCAGCAGCUGUCUUCAAUAAAAAGUGACUGAAUAUAACAUGCAGUAAAUACUUUGCUCUUGAAGUAAAAAUGCUCUGUACUUGUACUAGGACAUCAGUUGCAGCUACAUUAACAUUAUUAAUCAUUGGCUUACUUUUAGAAGACAGAAACUCAAGAAGACCCGACCUCAACCCGACGACUAUAAUGUAACGUGUGACCAAAUUAUACAACAAUUUAACAUGAUAUAUGAUUACAGGAUUUAAAAGAACAGUUGCAGACUUCAUAGUGGCUGGAUAAGCACAACUUGUUCAUUUUUUACACUAGUGAUAUUUCCAGAGCACAUGAAUUUGUAUUUCUACAGUCUAUUGAAAUUGUCUAAUGAUGUCACAAAAUGUCAAACACAUCACAAUUUUAAACAACUUUUACAUAACAUUAUACAGAACACAGACAUGCA